Molecule: messenger RNA, 1917 nt
Organism: Manis javanica (Malayan pangolin)
Lineage: Eukaryota; Metazoa; Chordata; Mammalia; Pholidota; Manidae
Gene: GATD1
Product: glutamine amidotransferase class 1 domain containing 1
Cellular component (GO): cytoplasm
Molecular function (GO): glyoxalase III activity
Source: RefSeq, a predicted model, not a curated record
CCGCGGCGCCCAGGCCGCGCCCGCCCUCUCCGCGCGCGCGCAGGUAUCCCAGAACCCAUGGCGUCCGAGCGGCCCUCGAGCCGGCCUGCGUGCCUCCUUGUGGCCAGCGGCGCGGCUGAGGGUGUGUCCGCCCAGUCUUUCCUGCACUGUUUCUCGCUAGCCAGCGCCGCCUUCAACCUGCAGGUGGCCACCCCGGGGGGGAAGACCUUGGACUUCGUGGAUGUGAACGAGAGCAAUGCCCGCUGGGUGCAGGACUUCCGCCUCAAGGCCUAUGCCAGCCCUGCCAAGCUGGAGUCCAUUGAUGGUGCCCGCUACCAUGCCCUCCUGAUCCCCAGCUGUCCCGGGGCCCUGGCCGACCUAGCCAGCAGCGGGUCGCUGGCCCGCAUUCUUCAACACUUCUGCUCCGAGAGUAAACCCAUCUGUGCCAUUGGCCAUGGUGUUGCUGCCCUCUGCAGUGCCACCGCGGAGGACAGGUCCUGGGUGUUUCAAGGCUACAGUGUCACUGGCCCCUCUGUGUACGAGCUUGUCCGGGUACCUGGCUUCGCCCACCUGCCCCUCAUCGUGGAGGACUUUGUCAAGGAAGCAGGAGCCAGCUUCAGUGCCAGCCAGCCCGAUGCUGUACAUGUGGUGCUGGACCGUCACCUGGUCACGGGCCAGAACGCCAGCUCGACUGUCCCAGCUGUGCAGAACCUGCUGUUUCUUUGCGGCAGCCGGAAGUGAGGCAGCUCCCCGCUGAGCCUACCGGACAGCCAGUGGACGCUACCACCCUCAGACUCUAAGUGUCCCCAGAAACAACCAGAAUCAACCUCUAGGACCUGCCUCUUGAGAGUGACUUCCGGCCUCCUGACCCAGCCUCGUGGCAUUGUCGGAGGCCCCCAGCAGUGAGCCCGGACAGGCCCCCUAGCUCCCAGCACACACUGCUUGCGUAAGGGGUGGACGGCACAAGGGUGCUGUGCUGGUCGCCAGGUACUCCUUGCAAAUUCCAGGUGGACUGUCCAUGGAGCCAGCUCAGGGGGCCUGAGAUGGGGUGUUGGCCCCUCUGGUCUUCCUGGGGCGCCUGGCUCGGGGCCCCUUUGUGUGUCCCCCACCUUCGUUUGAUGGGUGCUGCCACAUGCAGCCUCUCAAGACAAAGCGAGGACGGAAGCAGAGCGGUGGCCCCGCCGCCCCAGGCCGCUCUCUCCUAGCCCUGGGGGCCGCGUUGCGGCCCCCACACACCAUCUUCCUCGGAAGCCUUCCCUGGGGGGACACUCUCGGGGGUCUGUCACACUUGUCCUGCACAGCGCACAGCUCCCUUGCUGGCCCUGUGUCUGCAGUUAGCUCCACGUGGUGAGGGGGCAUCUCUGGACGAAAACUUUGAAAGAUCGCACCUUAGGGGCAUCAUAUAUUAUCUGUAAGGAGCCGAGUGACCUUGCUGAUGGCUUCUGAUCGGCCAGAUCUUUUGUCAUUGCUCCAGAUCAGGUCACGAGGGGGGCUCUGCUCCACGGGGUUCUGUCUCCCUGCAGCUUGGUCCUGGGCUGGCCAGAUCCAGGGGCUGGGGCUGGGGGCAGCCCAACAGGCUGGGAUGAUGCAGGCAAAAGUUCUAGGACAGUGGGGUAGGUGCUGGUGGCUUCUCUGGCCCUGCCCUCUGGGAACCCCCCACAUGCCCAGACUCAACAUCUACCCCAGAGAAAAACUUAAACCCCAUAGAGAUGGUGUGCAGAAGACUGGCAUUGUUCACCAUGAUGAAUGAGUAGAUUAUAGCUUCUGAAUGGACAAUAUUGAUGUCCACAUGGUGGAAUAUUUGGCUAGAAAAAGUGAGGUUCUGUUGAUAUUCUACAACACGAGUGAACCCUGAAAACAUCAUGUAAAGGGAAAGAAACCAGACAUUAAGGGCCCUGUGUGACUACGACCCCAUUUAUAUGCAAUAUUCAUAAAGUC